Diorhabda carinulata is the source of this 2264-nucleotide messenger RNA. RefSeq names its product homeobox protein caupolican-like. Lineage: Eukaryota; Metazoa; Arthropoda; Insecta; Coleoptera; Chrysomelidae. The record is from RefSeq and is a predicted model, not a curated record. Bases 163 to 1488 code for a protein of 441 amino acids. Gene Ontology annotation, biological process: regulation of transcription by RNA polymerase II. The transcript is spliced from 7 exons. Gene Ontology annotation, molecular function: RNA polymerase II cis-regulatory region sequence-specific DNA binding; DNA-binding transcription factor activity, RNA polymerase II-specific.
GAGUAGUCUUGCAAGUGAAAUAAACAAACCUUUUCAAACAAGUUAUGGCGAAUUUGUGAGAAAGUGACGCCUCGAGAAGAAAGCUCUGCAAUUACCAGAUAUCGCUCAUCGAGAAUAUUUAAAGAAAAAGGAUCGACUUUGAAACGAUAAUUACACAUCAAAAUGUCUGCUAAUCAGUAUACUAUUAGAGAAGUAGUCGAUCACCAGUUUCAUUCUGUGAGUAGUGCAGAUGAUGAAAAUGACACGGCUUCUGACGAAGAGCAAGUACCAGUCAUGUAUCAAUACGAGAUGGUGGGACCAUUAGAACGCACAGUAAAAAGACGUGGUCACCUUCCCAAAGAUGCGGUGAAAAUUUUGAAAACUUGGCUUUACGAACAUAGAUUUAAUGCAUAUCCCACAGAAAUCGAAAAACAUAUUUUAUCGCAAGAAACAAAUUUAACAGUACUACAAAUUAGCAAUUGGUUCAUAAAUGCAAGAAGACGAUAUCUUCCAGAAAUGAUGAGAAGAGAAGGCUAUGACUCGGUCCAUUACACAAUUACUAGAAGAAGAAGAGCAUCUACUUCCCCAAGAAAUUCCACUGAUGGUAGUACGGCAGUUCCAGUUAGUGGAAUUUACUACAAAAAGGGUAAAAAGAUGUUGAGAGUUGAUAGGGUCGAUAGUGAUACAGAAUAUGAAGUUGAUGCUAAUGGUUUCGUUGAGACAACACCAACACAGCAGGUGGAAAUGGCUGUACCGACUGGUAGUAGAAAGUUCAACCCUUGGAACCCUGAUGUACACUAUGGAUUAACUGUCAGUUCAGCAGAAAGAAGCAGACCUGAGACAGUUCAAUAUGUCCAACCACAGCAAGUGAUCCAGACUUCUAAUCAGACAACUACAUCGAAUCCUUUCCCAUCUAAUUUAGUAGUUGUAAAGACUGCUUCGGGGAAGAACAUUGUCCUAAAGGUUAUAUCUCAAUCUACAGAGAUUCCAAAACAAUAUUUGUUGAAGACAAAGAAAUCUGUUUCACCUGUGGUAGCCCCACUAGUUGAAGUAGUAAAUGAAGUGCCUCUUGAAGACCAAAUUUCUAUCGAAGAGCACGAAAUGGGUGGAGGAGAUGAAGAACAAACUGUAAUUGAAGAAGAAGAAGCUUUUGUUGAAGAAGACACGGAAGUUGAUGGAAUUGAAACAGUCGAGGGAGUUGACACUGAAUAUGUAGAAGGAUUAGAAACGGAGGGAGUAGAUGAAAUUGAAACUAUUGUAGAAGAUGAAGGUGAAACUUAUGUGGAAUCUGAAAUGGUAACCGUUGAAGAAGACGACCAAUUGUUUGUACCAGAAGAGGAUGUUGAAGAAGUUUUUGUGAACGAAGUGACAUUGGAAGAAGAAGUGAACGAAGUAACGCUGGAAGAAAAUGUAAACGAAGUUAUGUUGGAAGAAGAAGAAGAAUAUGAUGAUGCAGAUGAAAAUGUUAAACAGGAAAUAGAAACGGUUAUAGUGAAACAAGAAAUUUGAAUUGGGAUUUUUUAGUAAAAAAUAGUGUUAGUUGUAUUUUUUUUUUUGAGUUAUCUCUUGUUUUAAAUUGAUUUUCAUUAUCGGUAAGCUGCAGUUGUAUCGUGUAUGGAUAUUUAUUAUUUAAUCCAGUUUUGAUUUUUAUUAAUUUGUUGUAGUAACAAAAAUAAAAUAAAUUUAAUGUGAAACUACGAGUUCAUAAAUUGGUUGUAUAGUUUCUUUCAAAACGAUAGCAUCUGUGAUGCUUUUUACAUAAAUGAACUGUUUUAUUAUGUUUUCAGGUUAUAUUUAGUCCAUUCGAUUAUAUACACAGAUUUAAUCGGUAUAAAUAAACGGUUGUUUAUGAUAACUACAAUUUUUUGUAUGUGAAACAACAUUAGGCAUAUAGGACGUGUACAUUCUAAUCAAUAUGAAGAGGAAAAAUUGUUUUAAUAUAACAAUCAUUUUACAUUGAAGAAAUGAUAAAUUUCUUGUUUCACUUUUUGUAUAGUAAAAUAGAUGUAUUUAAUUUUGUGGCUGAAAUUUCUAGGAGCUAUCGGAUGUUACAAUAUCACCUUUCUCUACACGAAAAUUGUUUGUGAUUUUCAGAAAACCGUGUAUUGUACAGUUUUUAAAAUAAUAUUGUAGAUAUAGCAUGAUUCUUCUGUAUUUAAUUGUUAAACACGGGCUGGAUAGAAUUUUAAGUUUUCUAUUUAUUUAAAUUUCUUAAAUAUUAAUUUUAAUUGUCUCUUUUAUUGUUAGCAUACAAACAGAAUAAAGUUAUUUGGCUUAUCAUCACA